Ipomoea nil (Japanese morning glory) is the source of this 903-nucleotide messenger RNA. RefSeq names its product cysteine-rich repeat secretory protein 38-like. Lineage: Eukaryota; Viridiplantae; Streptophyta; Magnoliopsida; Solanales; Convolvulaceae. Bases 58 to 801 code for a protein of 247 amino acids. The transcript is spliced from 2 exons. The record is from RefSeq and is a predicted model, not a curated record.
AUAUUCCCGGCCGCAUAUCUCAUACAUAGUCUCAACUAUCUAACUAAGCUAGCUGCCAUGGCCACCUCGAAGCUUUUCUCUCUUCUCCUUCUGGUUUCCAUGGCUGUCGUCACACUGCAGACAGCCAUGGCGGCUGAUCCACUCUUCCAUUUCUGUUCAAACUCUGGAAACUUCACUCCCAACUCCAACUACCAGAACAACUUAAACCAACUUCUGGGUGACCUCUACUUGAAAACGCCGAUCAACGGGUUUGGUUCUGGCUCCGCCGGAAAAUACUACGACCAGACGUACGGCCUCUCUCUCUGCCGUGGCGACGUCUCCGCCGCAGACUGCAAGUCUUGCGUAGCCGACGCCGGUAGCACGCUACGUGACCGCUGCCCCUACAACAAAGGCGCUAUCAUAUGGUACGACAAUUGUCUUGUGAAGUACUCGGAGGAGGAUUUCUUGGGGAAGAUAGACAAUGGCAACAAGUUCUACAUGUGGAACGUUCGAGAGGUGAGCAACCCGGAGGCAUUCAACCAGAAAACAAAGGAGCUGUUGAGCGAACUGGCGGAGAAGGCGUACGGGGUGAAGAGUUUGUACGCGACUGGGGAGACGGAGCUGGGUGGGGGAUCGUCGACGGAGAAGCUGUACGGGUUGGUUCAGUGCACCAGGGAUCUCUCCGGCGAGGAUUGCAAGAAAUGCCUCGACGGCGCCAUUAGAGAGCUCCCAAGCUGCUGUGAUUCCAAAGAGGGCGGGAGAGUUGUGGGAGGGAGUUGCAAUUUUAGAUAUGAAAUUUAUCCUUUUGUCAAUGAUGCUUGAAAUUAAAUGCAAUCAAGAAAGUAAACAUGCUACACAGCCUACGGCUAGCUGCUUUCUUUUUCUUUAGCUUGUACUCUAUAGGAAAAUAAAUAAAUAAAUAAA